GGAUGAGCUCAUCGGGUUCCCGACGUCAAAGUGCUGCAUGAGUUCGAGCACUGAUCCAAAAGUCCUCCUCCCUUUCCUACCUGCAGGUCCCGGCAUUAUCAAGGAAGCUUUCAGGAUAAUCCCAGCAGCUCGAGUGGAUUAUAUCAACUAGCAGCGCCGAAUUUCCCACCACACUUCAUCUAGGACUUAAAGACUAUGCGGGCGAUUCUUAUUAAGGACGGCAAAGGUCCCAUCGAGAACCUCUAUCUCGGCGAGACCGAGAAGCCUGGCCCUAAGCCGGGGGAAGUCCUGGUCAAGGUCAAGGUCUUCGGCCUCAAUCGCAUGGAUGUUCUUCAACGGGAGGGCAAGUACCCCCUCCCUCCGGGCGCGUCUACCAUCCUAGGUGUCGAAUUCUCCGGGCAUAUAGCCGGACUCGGCGAAGGCGUUACCGACUGGAAGGAAGGCGAUGAAGUAUUCGGUCUUGCCUACGGAGGCGCGUACGCGGAGUUCAUCACUCUCCCAGAGACAAAUGUCAUGAAGAAGCCAUCGCACCUUUCGUGGCACGAGGCGGCGAGCAUCCCGGAGAAUUUCCUCACCGCAUUCCAGGCUCUGGUUGUCAUCGCCGAAGUGAAGAAGGGGGACGACGUUCUCAUUCACGCGGGUGCAUCGGGUGUUGGCGUCGCUGCGAUUCAACUCGCCCGGCUCUAUGGCGCCAACACGGUUACCGCCACCGCUUCAACCCAAGACAAGCUUGACUGGCUGCUCUCCAUUCCCAAUGGCGCUACGCAUGUCGUCAAUUACAAGACCGAAGAUUUUGCGGCGGAGGCCAAAAAGACCACUGGCGGUAAAGGUGUCGACGUGAUAAUUGAUUUCGUCGGCCAGAGCCAUUGGCAGAAGAAUAUUGACGCUCUCGCCGCUGACGGAAGAAUGACCAUGCUCGGCUUGCUCAGCGGCGGCGAAGUUGAGAAAUUCAGUCUGGGCCCUCUAUUGUACAAGCGACUUCGCAUUCAAGGGUCCACGCUCCGCGCUCGCUCCCCGGCUUACCAAGGCGACCUUGUGAGGAAAUUCCGGGAUGGUGUUCUUAGCCACAUCACUGGCAGUGCUGGAGACGGCGAGGUGCGAACGUACAUCCACAAGACUUAUCCGUGGACAGAGAUACAGGAAGCACACCGUGAGAUGGAGGCCAACAAGAAUAGUGGAAAAAUCAUCGCGGAGGUUGUGUAAGAAUAUAACUGUAACAGUCCGUGUAAGUGCAGCAAGUCACCGCUGCGGCUCACAACCAGCAUAUGUAUGUGUCUCAGAACCUGAACCAUGCAUCUACGUUGGCAACGU
Messenger RNA from Fomitopsis serialis, 1311 nucleotides. Its product is annotated as quinone oxidoreductase. The record is from RefSeq and is a predicted model, not a curated record. Gene Ontology annotation, molecular function: oxidoreductase activity. The transcript has 10 exons. Lineage: Eukaryota; Fungi; Basidiomycota; Agaricomycetes; Polyporales; Fomitopsidaceae. Bases 196 to 1203 code for a protein of 335 amino acids.